This is a messenger RNA of Myotis lucifugus (little brown bat), 6105 nucleotides long. It is a transcript of the gene EDEM3, whose product is annotated as ER degradation enhancing alpha-mannosidase like protein 3. Gene Ontology annotation, cellular component: membrane; endoplasmic reticulum. Gene Ontology annotation, molecular function: mannosyl-oligosaccharide 1,2-alpha-mannosidase activity; calcium ion binding. The record is from RefSeq and is a predicted model, not a curated record. Gene Ontology annotation, biological process: endoplasmic reticulum mannose trimming; carbohydrate metabolic process; mannose trimming involved in glycoprotein ERAD pathway. Lineage: Eukaryota; Metazoa; Chordata; Mammalia; Chiroptera; Vespertilionidae.
AUGAGCGAAGCGGGACGCGCCCGGGGGCUGGUGGGUCCCCGAACCCCCCAGGCGGAGGCGCCAUGAAGCCUGGUGGCGACGACGGCCGCGCUCUGCCUGGUGACGGCCACGCCGUGGGGGACGGCGGGGCCGCGCCCAUGAUCCAGGGAGGAGAAACAGAAGCUCGGGAAUCAAGUACUGGAAAUGUUUGAUCAUGCCUAUGGCAACUAUAUGGAACAUGCUUACCCCGCUGAUGAACUCAUGCCUUUAACCUGCAGAGGUCGAAUUAGAGGCGAGGAGCCAAGUCGGGGUGAUGUUGAUGAUGCCUUGGGAAAAUUUUCCCUGACACUGAUUGAUUCUUUGGACACUCUUGUGGUAUUAAAUAAAACUAAAGAAUUUGAAGAUGCAGUGAAAAAAGUUUUAAGAGAUGUUAAUUUAGAUAAUGAUGUAGUUGUAUCAGUCUUUGAAACAAACAUCAGAGUUCUCGGGGGUCUUUUGGGUGGACACUCCUUGGCAAUCAUGCUGAAAGAAAAGGGCGAGUACAUGCAGUGGUACAAUGAUGAACUUCUGCAAAUGGCAAAGCAAUUGGGUUACAAGCUUUUACCAGCUUUCAAUACUACCAGUGGCCUUCCUUAUCCAAGAAUUAAUUUAAAGUUUGGUAUCAGAAAACCAGAAGCUCGGACAGGAACUGAGACCGAUACCUGUACAGCAUGUGCAGGUACCUUGAUCCUUGAGUUUGCUGCUUUAAGUCGAUUCACAGGAGCAACAAUAUUUGAGGAAUAUGCAAGAAAAGCUCUUGAUUUUCUCUGGGAAAAAAGACAGCGAAGUAGUAAUUUAGUAGGUGUGACCAUAAAUAUCCAUACAGGAGAUUGGGUGCGAAAAGAUAGUGGAGUUGGAGCUGGCAUUGAUUCCUAUUACGAAUAUCUGUUGAAAGCCUAUGUCUUGCUUGGAGAUGACAGUUUUCUGGAAAGAUUUAAUACACACUACGAUGCCAUAAUGCGGUACAUCAGCCAGCCCCCUCUGCUACUCGAUGUGCAUAUCCAUAAGCCAAUGCUGAAUGCUCGGACUUGGAUGGAUGCUUUGCUUGCCUUUUUUCCAGGUCUGCAGGUCUUAAAAGGAGAUAUUAGACCUGCUAUUGAAACUCAUGAAAUGUUAUAUCAAGUGAUUAAAAAACACAAUUUUCUACCAGAGGCAUUUACCACAGAUUUUAGGGUACAUUGGGCUCAACAUCCUUUAAGACCAGAAUUUGCAGAAAGUACCUACUUCUUGUAUAAAGUAAGCGGAGACCCUUACUACCUUGAAGUAGGGAAAACACUUAUUGAAAACUUAAAUAAAUAUGCUAGAGUGCCUUGUGGAUUCGCUGCCAUGAAGGAUGUUCGUACCGGAAGUCACGAGGACAGAAUGGAUUCUUUCUUCUUGGCUGAAAUGUUUAAAUAUCUUUACCUGUUAUUUGCGGAUAAAGAAGAUAUUAUUUUUGACAUAGAAGAUUACAUAUUCACAACAGAAGCUCAUCUGUUACCUCUCUGGCUCUCUACUACAAAUCAAAGCGUCUCUAAGAAGAGCACAACUUCAGAAUAUAUAGAACUGGAUGACAGUAAUUUUGAUUGGACUUGUCCAAAUACUCAGAUUCUCUUCCCUAAUGAUCCAUUGUAUGCUCAGAGCAUUCGUGAACCCUUGAAAAAUGUGGUGGAUAAGAGCUGUCCUAGAGGCGUCAUCAGAGUCAGAGAGGAGAGUUUCAGGAGUGGAUCUAGACCCCCGCUGAGAGCCAGAGAUUUCAUGGCCACUAACCCUGAGCAUUUAGAAAUCUUGAAGAAGAUGGGGGCUGCUAGUUCAAUUGAUGCUGAAGAUGGGUUGAGGUUUAUGCAGGAGAUGAUUGAAUUGUCAAGUCAGCAACAGAAAGAACAGCAGCUACCUCCACGAGCUGUACAAAUUGUUUCCCACCCAUUUUUUGGCAGGGUAGUAUUGACUGCUGGACCAGCUCAGUUUGGGCUAGAUCUGUCUAAACAUAAAGAGACAAGAGGAUUUGUUGCAAGCAGUAAACCAUACAAUGGUUGUUCAGAGCUUACUAACCCCGAGGCAGUGAUGGGAAAAAUUGCUUUGCUACUAAGAGGACAGUGCAUGUUUGCAGAAAAGGCACGCAACAUCCAGAAUGCUGGAGCCAUCGGUGGCAUCGUCAUUGAUGACAAUGAGGGAAGCAGCAGUGAUACUGCCCCUCUGUUCCAGAUGGCAGGUGAUGGAAAGGACACAGAUGACAUCAAGAUCCCCAUGCUGUUCCUGUUCAGUAAAGAAGGAAGUAUUAUACUGGAUGCUAUCCAGGAAUAUGAGGAGGUGGAAGUGCUCCUUUCUGACAAAGCAAAAGAUCGAGAUCCUGAAACGGAAAAUGAGUCUCAGAAUCAGAGUGCUGAACAGACCACACCAGGCUCUCAGGAGGUGGAUUUGGUGGAUGGAGCGUCUCCGGAGCAGCCUCUGGACUCUCACCCAGAAUCAUCAUCCCCAGCAGCUACGGACAGCGCCGCUGCAAGCGCUUCUCCUUCCCAGAAUUCUGAUCCCACGGAAAACCAUGGGCCUACAGGCUUUGGUGGUGAAUGUACAUAUUUAGAUGAAGAUGAAGAACAGUCAGAAACUGAGGAAGAUUCCAGUCCCAAUGUCAGCUGGGGUAAGGAGGCCCAGCCCGUGCACCCCAUACUAGCAAACUGGAAUGAGGAUAUGGAAGCAAUUGAAAUGAUGGAGAAGGAGAUGCAGAAGAAGGGCGAACUAUGACUCACUGAAGAAUCGGUGGUAGGUAUUUAAAAAGAGUAGGUAAACUGUGGUUAAUAGACACCCUCAUACUAAGCAGGCUCUCCAGUGGGAGGCUUUAGUAUGGUAACGAGCAACCGCAUUCUGACUGGGAUAGUUGGUUAUAGGAGCCUGGAGCUUGCUAUGCUAGAAUUGACCUUGUUUCAAACUGUCCCAUGAGAAAUGGAAACUCACAGUCCCCUCGAUGGCAGCACCGCACCCCCCUGCAGUGCCUCAGGCCGUGAGAAGACUACUGGCGGACGCGCCUCGGAUCCAGGUUUCUGCAGGCUCUGGACAGACGAGAAACAGAUCCGGUUAGUAGUGGGGUGGGGAGCAGGAGCUCGUGUUGUUUCCUAAUUAAAGGAAGCGUGACACUCUAGGUUUGGGGGUUAGAGUCACCGACCAUAUUGUGGGCAUCCUGGUUGUGCUGCCUUCACAGAAACACUCAAAGUGACCUAAGUGGUUCUGAAGCAAGUGUGUUCACGGUGAGACCAGUCUUGCUCAUCGCUUUCACUUGCUUCCUUGUGUAACAGAUGAUCAAGAUGACUUGAUUCCCCCCCCCCCCCAACAAUGUCCUUUUCAUUUAAACCAAAGGUGAAGCCAGUGUGCUUUCUCAGUGAGUUCUCUGCAUAAGGACUAAUCAUUGGGACCAGGUACAAAGGUCAUCUGCUAUAUUGUGGAAAUUGGUUACUUAGUACUUUUGAAAAAUGGAGCAAGGGAGAAACUAAUGUUGCAAUAAGAGCUGGCCAUGGGGCCUUCCAUAGGGAAAGCUGUGACUGCUCUGAAGUGGAACUUAGUGCUAGAUCCUUACAGGGUGAAUGACAAACCUUUUCCAGUUCGUUCUCUUAGAGGCGAUGCCCUCUAGUCAUCAGCCUUACUCCAUCCCAGGUUUAGUAUGCAGUUUGAGCCACAAGGCCCAGGUGACUGAUAGCUUAAUACAUUUUGUUCCAUUUCUGUCUUAGGAAGCCAUGGUCAUGCUGUGGUAGUGAUCCAAAAUCCUGGGGUAACUCUGCUUUCUAAAGUUGUACCUAAGGAGCCUGUCACAUUUUCUGUUGAAUCAUGGUUUUUAAGUUUUGCUUUUUCUUUUUAAAACAAAUAUUCCUUCUGAUAUGGACUUGAAAAUUAGUCUAUGGUAACCUGUGUAGAAAACUUACACAGUACCAACUAACAUGCAGCCAUAUAGCUUAAUAAAUUUUUUUUUUUUGGUGGCAGUCUGGAGCUGGCCACAUUAAAUUUUUUGUUGUUGAUAUCUGUAGACAGUCCUGUAGUUGAAAUCAUAACUUUAUUCAUUUUAUUUAUUUUUUUAAUUUACCUGAAUGUGUUCUAAAGGCAUAUUUUUUGUGAGACUUAAUUUUCUUUCUCUUUACCAUGACAUUACAUAUAACCUUCUCCUAAGACAGUUUUGAGGUACUGACGAACUGAAACUGUGUAUGAAGCUGUUAAAAAAAACAGCAGUGCUGUAUUGUACUUGUGUAUAUUCAUGUACAGUGUGUCUUAGAUCCAGGUAGAUGUAUUCUUUUAUAAGAGGAAAAAUCGCUGCUUUCAGAAACUCCAGCUAAACUUAAUUGGGUCAGUGAACCAUAAAUCUAAUAGAGAAUUCACUUAGGGGGUGUAGAUUAGUAUACAAGACCUUCAUUGGCCAUUGAUUAAACCUGACACCAAAAUGGAUAUUUUUUAGUCACUGCAUGUGAAAUUUGGCGUAAGAAGAUAGAACUAUAAUACAUAGAGUUCACGGCGGGAUAGACAUAGUGCUUUCUUCACUUUAAUUGUAAAGCUGCCAAAAUAGCUGAAGCUUAAUUACUUGCCUUGAUUUAUAGGAUUGGGGCUUGGCAAAAGGGAGCAGAUGUUCCUCUAAGACUUUGAUUCCAGAAGCCUUAUAUUUAGUGAUUUGAUUUUGUUUGUAGCUCAGAGCUAUUGUUGUUUAAAUCUCACUUUUCUAAGUUAUCAAAACAACAUUUUUUUCUCCCCAGCAAAUAUUUUUGUGGCAUACAAGGAAAAGCCAGCUUAUUGCCACUCUACCUUCCUUUGGCCAUUAGGGGGAGCUGUUGCCAUUCAUUGAGAUCUAGAAGCAAAUUGCUUAGGAAAGUGAAUCCUUAAUAAGACAGGAAAGAAAAUUAAGUUACACUCAGCGCCCAGAAGGAAUUAUACUUGAUUUUUUCCCCAUUUAAGAAAAGGUAUAACUCUAACAUUGCCUCUACAUUUCUUAUUUGACAUACUGCCAUGAAGUUAGUUUUUCAGUUCAUUAAAAAAUUCCAACAGCAUUAGAGUUUUUUUUUUAAAUACCUUCUAUAGAGAUUUUAUUUACUUCCUAAAGAUUCGGGGGAGUCUAUGAAACCCUGAAUUUUAGAAACAUCUGGUCUACCUCAGUUAACUGUUGACUGCAUAGAAAUAGAGCUGAAGUGAUCACCACAGCCAUAAAAUUGACUAAGAAGGAUUUAUACAAUGUUUACAAACCUGGAAUCAAGUAAGGCUUUUAUCUGAAAGUUAUUAGAGUAAGUAUUUAAUUCAGGUAUUUAAGUUUAACUUGUUUACCAACUAAAAAUAGCUGUAGUUUUUUCUGCUUAUCAGAGUCCAUUGAAAUGAUAUUCCCUUAAUCUGCAAUACCUUAUUUCCCAUAAAGUUUUAGAUGUGAAAGAAUUGUAAUUUACUAGUUUGGCGCAGGAUAUUUUGUUGGGUAGGUUUUCUUUUUAACCUUAAUAGGCUUCCAACAAGAACAUAGUUAUUGUUUCAGAACAAAUAAUUUUUGACAUUAUACUUUUUACUUCACAGUAUUAAAGAGUAAAAUGAAAAAUUGUGCACGCUCUGAUAAUUACUCCCUCGAGAAUUUGUCUCAAAUUACUGUCACACAGCCCUUUUCAUAGUAAAACCAGCAUUUGUUCUCUCACCAAACCCCAUGCCAAAUUCAUCAUAAAGAAAGCUCAGCAUAAGUAAUUCAAAUAGUGCUUAUAAUUGUUUAUUAGGUGGGGGCAUUUAGUGAAUAUUCCAACCGGUCGUUUUCUGCACAAGGCUUUAGUCAGAACAUAGAAAAAAAACAUUCUGUGAAUGAAAUAUUGUAUGUUCAGAUUUUAUAAGAGACAUUUUUAAAAGCCCAAUUUACAGCCGUAUAUUUUCUUAUGAUGUAAUUUAUGAAAAAGAUGUCUGUACUAACAGGUGCUGUAACACUACUGUUGUUGGAUUUUAUUGUUUGGUGAUAAAUGAUAAAUGUAUACAAUAUUUCUAAGGGAAACUAUGUACUGUGAUGUAAAAGUCUGGGCAAAAUGUAUAUAAUCCUUGUACAUAAAUGUGUAUCUGAUUAUAAUUACUGAUUGUAAAGAUUUAAUAAAACAUGUAAAUAUCCUGGUCUAGUUUUAA